CCCUGCCCGUCGAUUCCGCUUCCACGGCCUGUUCCCCUUCCUGCGGAGGCGGCCGCGAUGUCGGCGCUGGCGGCGAACCCCAACAACCCGGUGGUUUUCUUCGAUGUCACCAUCGGCGGGCAGGAGGUCGGCCGCAUGAAGAUCGAGCUGUUUGCCGAUGUCGUACCCAAAACGGCGGAGAACUUCAGGCAGUUUUGUACAGGGGAAUUCAGGAAAGAUGGUGUCCCUAUAGGUUAUAAAGGAAGCACUUUCCACAGGGUAAUAAAGGAUUUCAUGAUCCAAGGAGGUGACUUCGUAAAUGGAGAUGGCACUGGAGUAGCCAGUAUAUACAGGGGUCCUUUUGCAGAUGAAAACUUCAAGCUGAAACACUCUGCUCCUGGCCUGCUCUCUAUGGCAAACAGUGGCCCAAGUACCAAUGGCUGCCAGUUCUUCAUCACGUGUUCCAAGUGUGACUGGCUGGAUGGGAAGCACGUUGUGUUUGGUAAAAUUGUCGAUGGGCUGUUGGUCAUGAGAAAAAUUGAAGAUACCAGGGAAUACCAGUGUUGAUAACUGGUAUUAUCAGUUGUCAUCGUUGUAAGGUGGCAGGAAAUCUGGUGAAGCACAGGCUGUGUGGGCUGGCUUUGGGAAUGCUGGUGUCUCGUGGCUCUGAGAGCCUCGGAGCGGAAAUUGCAUUCUCGGGGCUUUAUUUGCUUUGCCUUUGUUCAGGAAGCUGAACUAAAAAGUUGUCCCAUCAGCAGCUCAGACAAGAGUGUGAAACAUCUCACUCCUGUGCCGUGGCCUGGGAUUAUUCAGUGGGUGCAAAAUCAUCAGUUCUGCUGAUCCGUGACCAGCGUGUUUAAUAAGAAAAAAUUAAACUAAUCUCCUGGUGGGCUUCCAGGAGCUGAGGAUAAA
Molecule: messenger RNA, 891 nt
Organism: Pseudopipra pipra
Lineage: Eukaryota; Metazoa; Chordata; Aves; Passeriformes; Pipridae
Gene: PPIH
Product: peptidylprolyl isomerase H
Exons: 9
Coding region: 58-546 (162 amino acids)
Biological process (GO): protein peptidyl-prolyl isomerization; protein folding
Cellular component (GO): intracellular membrane-bounded organelle
Molecular function (GO): peptidyl-prolyl cis-trans isomerase activity
Source: RefSeq, a predicted model, not a curated record